Colletotrichum graminicola M1.001 is the source of this 795-nucleotide messenger RNA. RefSeq names its product SCP-like extracellular protein. The coding region runs from base 1 to 795 and encodes 264 amino acids. The record is from RefSeq and is a predicted model, not a curated record. Lineage: Eukaryota; Fungi; Ascomycota; Sordariomycetes; Glomerellales; Glomerellaceae. The transcript has 3 exons.
AUGCACUUUCCCACGAGAUCAGCAGCUAGUCUGGGCCUGAUGGCUGCCCAUGUCACAGCCAUUGUGCUGCCCGGUUCUCUUGUCACUCUCGUCUCUACAGGUCUGCCCGUGACCAUUACCGUCACCCCCUCAGUGACCGGUUUGCCCCUGACGGCAUUGUUGAACUUAUCGACAUUACUGAACUCGACGGCAUCAUUGAACUCGACGGCAUUGUUGAACUCGACGGCAUUGUUGAACACAACAUCAUCAUUAACCCAAACGGCACCAGCACAAUCGACCGUCUCCAUCAAGACCAAGACCUCGAGUACCCUGUCUACCGUUUUGCCCACUCCCACCACACCCCCGACUUCGGGUUUGACCGCCGACCAGCAGAAAGCUCUUGACCUUCACAACGCCUAUAGAGCCCAGGUUGGUAAUGGAGACUUGAUUUGGGAUGACGACCUUGCCAAGAGCGCUCAGAAAUGGGCAAAAUAUCUUGCCGAUUCCGGCCGCUUUGAGCAUGACCAGAACACGGGUGGCCAGGGCGAAAAUUUGGCCUAUUUCCAAGGCGCCUCCGACCCCCCAAACUCCAAGGCUGUUCAGCUUUGGCUUGAUGAGAAGUCUCUGUACGACGGAAAGCCCAUCACGGACAAGCCAGGCGGGCCCAACUACCAUACAUACGGCCAUUACACUCAAUGCAUUUGGAAGUCUACCCAGAAGGUCGGCCUAGCUAUCGCAAAUUCCCCAGAUGGCAAAACUUAUGUGGUUGCUCGCUACUCCCCCCCCGGAAACUACAUGGGCCAAAUGCCUUACUAG